This is a messenger RNA of Anopheles bellator, 1153 nucleotides long. Its product is annotated as bolA-like protein 3. Bases 89 to 406 code for a protein of 105 amino acids. The transcript has 3 exons. Lineage: Eukaryota; Metazoa; Arthropoda; Insecta; Diptera; Culicidae. The record is from RefSeq and is a predicted model, not a curated record.
CACGGUCCGUCGGAAUCGAAUUACAUUCGACAAGGAUUGCCGGCAACUCUGAAUCCAAUAGAUUGUUGGAGUUUCUAACUAAAUCGCCAUGAGUGGAAAUCUCUUUCGAAUUUACGGCAACCGCUACAUUUCGGUGCUGAGCCGUGUUUGGGCAGGAAACUCCCAGGCUGUAAAAAAUUCCGAAGAAGCGCUCAGGAAAAUACUGGAGGCUAAAUUUCCCCAGGCAAAGAACAUCGUAGUUAGCGAUAUCUCGGGGGGAUGUGGCUCAAUGUACGACAUUUUUGUGGAGACAACAGAAUUCAAAGGGCUGUCCACCGUCAAGCAGCACCGACUAAUAACGGAAAGUCUGAAGAAUGAAAUCAAGACCAUGCACGGCCUGCGGAUACAUACUUCGAUCGUUGAGUAGAAUAUAAGAGAAUAGCCUCAGUUUUGUUUUAUUAGAAAGCAGUAGUAAGAACGUAGAGGAUAGCAUUCGUUUUGUUACGUUACUUACGGUUUGCUAGUGAUUAUGCGGCCUCGGAUCGCUGGAAUGUUUUCUGCUGAGCAACCGUGAUUUGGCACCAAAUUCGCCGGAACACCCACAAUCGACUACGUCAGUAAACUUGGCUGAUUUAGCAUUAAAAUGGCUCGUGUGGCCACGAAUACUUACUUCACAAGGAAUUUUAUAUCACACCAAUCGCUCACCGCAAACAACGUUAUCACUCAAGUCUCAACCAGUUGGCCAACAACAACAAUUAUCUCUGCGGUUACCACUUAAAUAACAAAAGAGAGCGAAUACUCAAUCAUUUACGCAUCUGUUUUGUUGUGAGUGAUGUGACAGUUCCGAUAUCAGUCUGACACUUCGAGGGGAAGAAAGAUAGUUUGACUCACAGAUGGCGCCACAGGUUGUUCGAUUGAUAAUCGAUCUUUGAAUUAAAAACAGAGAGUUCAACUGAAAUCGCUUUUUCAGCUCGUGUCAAAACUGUUUGAAAGGUACUGUAAACAGAUUCAAUUUCACUAUAGGUUGGAAGAUUUGAUUUCAAGUAAUAUGGCCACUAAAAAAGCCGCGAGUAGUUUCAAAGUGAACCCAAAAUCGUCCUUUGAUAAAAUACAUAUAUUUCUGAACUUAUAUCACCAGGACCAGGUUCGAUAUACAAUAAAAAAAAUACAAUUU